Messenger RNA from Seminavis robusta, 2694 nucleotides. NCBI's taxonomy places the organism in Eukaryota, Bacillariophyta, Bacillariophyceae, Naviculales, Naviculaceae. The record is from the annotation of a GenBank genome assembly.
UGCCCAAACGUCACACACAAGCGAAGAGGGAGGUCGAACCCCUGCUUCCACGUGAAAGCAUGGUGCAACACCGCAAGUUGAAGUUUUCUUAGUACACAACAGUCGUAGCUUUCUACGGCCUUGAACCCAAGCCACUUUUUCUUUGGGGCUUCAACGUUGUGGACCAAAGCGUCCUUCCCACUGCAUCAGCUCAACACAAUAUUCUUUGCUGUCUAUCAUCGUCAUCACCAUGAAGUUCUACACUGCUCUCUCCCUGUUUGCUCUUUUGGCUGGCAAUGCCACUGCUUUCUCUGCGGUUGCACCCAAAUCCACUCCUGCAUCCACUGGUCCCAGCACGGAUCCCGUGGACAAGACCAUGAGUGGAAUUGAUGCCGAAGGAUCCUAUGAUCCCACCGAGGGAGACUACGGUGCUUUGCAACGAAACAAUAACGACGAAGUUUGGGUGUCCCAGAGAGCACGCCCUCGUCGCAACCGAAAAUCCCCCGCCAUUCGCAGCAUGGUCCGAGAAAAUAUUGUCACCCCCUCCAACUUUAUUUUGCCUCUGUUCAUCCACGAUGAAGAUUUCAAUCAACCCAUUGACUCCAUGCCUGGAUGUGAACGUCAUUCCCUGGAUAGCAUGUUGCGUGAAGUCGGAGAAUCCUUCGAAUUGGGUGUCAAGACAUUUGUUCUCUUCCCCAAGGUCCCUGAUGAACUCAAGACCAACUAUGGAGAAGAAGCCUACAACCCAGAGGGAAUUGUCCCACGUGCCAUUCGAAUGAUCAAGGAAGCUCAUCCUGAAGCCAUUGUCGUCACGGAUGUUGCCUUGGACCCAUACUCUGAUCAAGGACACGAUGGUGUUGUAGAAAAUGGAAAGAUCUUGAAUGACGUUACCAUCAAUCAGCUUUGCAAGCAAGUCAUCUGCCAGGCACGAGCUGGAGCUGAUAUUGUUGCUCCUAGUGACAUGAUGGACGGCCGUGUCAAAGCUAUCCGUGAUGCUUUGGAUUCCGAGGGUUUCACUGAUGUUUCCAUUCUCUCCUACACUGCGAAAUAUGCCUCUGCUUACUAUGGACCCUUCCGUGAUGCCCUUGACAGCCACCCCGGAUUCGGCGACAAGAAAACGUACCAACAAGAUCCUGCCAAUGGACGUGAAUCGUUGAUUGAGGCUGCUUUGGACUCUGCCGAAGGUGCCGAUAUGCUCAUGGUCAAGCCAGGCAUGCCCUACUUGGAUAUCAUUCGUCGUCUGAAGGAUUACUCUCCCUUGCCCAUUGCCGCCUACCACGUUUCGGGUGAAUACGCCAUGAUCAAGGCUGCCUGUCAAAAUGGAUGGUUGAACGAACGGGAUGUUGUUUUGGAGACACUUACCUGCUUCAAGCGGGCUGGGGCUGAUAUCAUCUUGACAUACUAUGCCAAGCAAGCAGCACAAUGGAUCAAGGAAGAUGGAUUGUAUUAGAUUGAUUUUUGGAAACAUCAUAAUGAAUAGAAAAAGCACAGUCAUACAAUCACACCAAUAAAUGGCCUCGACCACACGGAAGCCAAAGAGUGGUCUAUCAUGAUUCAGAUUCCGUUGCCAAGAUGGGUAAGCUACGGUUUUGUUGUUCAUACUCUCAUGUGUUCCUAUGAUAGAUUAUGCCUCCCUCUAUGUUUGCAUACUGCUGAUCAUUAGCUAUCGUGGAUUCUUUUUGUUACAUGUAGCAAGUUACUGUUUCUUCCAUGCGUCCACAGCUUCUUUGAGUUCAUGGACGAUGGCUUCUUCGGACAUUUCCUUAAUCGUGGUAUCUUCAUCAAUAUCACAUCGUCGAGCCUUGAGUUGGACUUCCCCACUGUCAAGCUUGAUGACUCGUAGUUGUACACCACCCUCCUUGGGAGGUCCCUUCUUCUUUUUUUCUCCAUCCUCCUUCUUGUUUUCUUCUUUCUUGCUCUUGUACCCUGUUUUGGUGGGUUGAAAGACAAUUCUGACUCCAGCUUGUUCGACAACCGUGCCGUCGUCUUCUGCUUCUUCUUCCAGUGUGGAUUUAAUCUUGACGGGUGUCGUGAGGCCCAUUCCCUUGCGAUCGUCUUCGAAUUUUUGCGCCCAUGUGGAUAUGAAUGUGGCCAAACUUUCGAAUUUGACAUCAGCAUUGGCACUGGUGGCUAGCUUGGGAUAAAACGCCAGUUCCUUGUCUUUGGAUUGGGAAUCAUCAUUCCCACCGCCGAAAAAGAAGUAGAGGCGGGUGUUGCUGCUACUAUUAAUAGUAGUAGUGCUGUGGGGUAAUGAUAACGAGGUUGGCUCGGAUACUCGACUGUAUGUCAAUGGCGGUGACACCACAAAGGCAAAGCUGCUGCCAACAAAACAUGCCAGUAGGAGUAAGAUAUUGACGUUCGCUCUUGUCCAAGAUGUCAUUGUUUCUUUCUGCAGUGUCCUUGUUGUUGUCAUCUCUUCUUGUGUGUAUCGUGUCGGUCUCGUGGGACGUUGGUAGUAGAAAGUGGGUAGUAGUGAUGUUUGGCUGUUUGCUUUGUCUUUAUUAGUUCAGGUUGUCUUAGAUUGUGAGCUGAUUGAUUACGCUACCGGUAUCUAUUUUGACUCUAUUUUGCUCUUUGGGGGCCAAACCUUCACUUCCUUCCUUGUAGAUCAGGGGCGUUCAGUGGGAUUCCCUUGCCUCGGCUGAUGGUUUCUGUGAUUGAAUGAUCACACUUCUGCUAUUGGCUUGGUAAGAGGGAUUCCUUGCCUCGGCUGAU